AUGGAUCCCACACCGCCUGAGGACAGGACGUGGGACACCUGGGAUUACUUUGCGUAUUGGAUAUGCGACGCAUUCUCGAUUUCUAUAUGGGAGCAAGGUAGUUCAAUGGUUGCAGUUGGAUUGAACUGGAAGCUCUCCAUUGUAUGCGUGUCCAUAGGAUUUUUCAUCAUGGGCAUCAUCAUCAGUAUCAAUGGUGUUAUUGGAGCAAGGCUUCGAAUCCCGUUCCCACUCAUUAUUCGAUCAUCUUUCGGAAUCUUUUUCUCCUGGAUUACAGUUAUUUCUCGAUGCAUCCUUGCAAUAUUCUGGCUUGGUGUAGGUGCUGUUACAGGUGGUCAAUCAAUGCAGCAAUUGAUUAACGCUAUCUGGCCUUCAUUCUGGAACGUUCCUGAUCAUUUGCCAGACAAUAUUGGUAUGACUACUGCUGGUACGCAUAUUCGUUGGUUCUUCCGCUUCAAGUCGAUCAUUGCACCAGUUGUCAUGAUCGCCAUAAUGGGGACCACCGUUCAUUCCGCCGAUGUUUCAGCUGGAGACACCCCGUUGUUGACCGAUGCAAAUCCGUUGCACGGGUCUCUGCUCGCAUGGAGCUUCUUGGCCAAUCAUAAUUCAUGUCUAGGAAGCUAUGCUAUGCUAGGAGUGAACAUUCCUGAUUUCAGUCGUUAUUCGAAGAGCUUGCGAACUCAGUGGUGGCAGGCAUUCCAUAUUCUGGCUAUCUUUACAGUAGUUACGAUCUUAGGUAUCAUGACCGCAGCUGUUUCUGAGCCGUUAUAUGAAGAAAUUGUAGACAACUGGAGAUCUCCCAGAGGACGUGCUGGUGCGGCCUUUGUUUCAAUCGGCCUUGCGAUUGCACAAAUUGGAAUGAACGUAUCAGCAAACUCAAUCAGUGCUGCGAAUGAUUUGGUGUCUAUCUUUCCGAAAUAUAUCAAUAUUCGAAGAGGACAGAUUAUAGCAGCAUUCAUCAGUUGCUGGGCUUUCGUGCCAUGGGAAAUUUUGGCCAAGGUAUGUCACUCACCCCCCUUUAGGUUAGGUCCUAUUUCAGCAAUGAUGAUGGCUGAUUACUACAUUAUCAAGGGACGCAAGUUGUCUGUCCCUCAGCUUUAUGACCCGAAAGGAAUAUAUUCAUAUGGAAAUGUUUAUGGGAUUAAUUGGAGAGCGGCUCUGGCGAUGUUUAUUGGUUUCGUGCCUCCUCUCCCUGGACUAAUCAAUACAAUCAACACGACCAUCCCAGUUUCGACUGGUGCUAUCCACCUAUUCGAUAUCGGAUACCUAUAUUCAUUCUUCAUGGCAGGGACCAUUUAUGUUAUCCUGAGCAAGGUUUUUCCAGCAAAGGAGACGCUUUGCGAGAUGGACUUUGGUGAAAGGCAUGACCAUGAGAGUUCUCAUUCUGAUGAGAAGGCGGAAGCUUAA
Messenger RNA from Desarmillaria tabescens, 1404 nucleotides. RefSeq names its product permease for cytosine/purines, uracil, thiamine, allantoin-domain-containing protein. Bases 1 to 1404 code for a protein of 467 amino acids. The record is from RefSeq and is a predicted model, not a curated record. Gene Ontology annotation, biological process: transmembrane transport; nucleobase transport. Gene Ontology annotation, cellular component: plasma membrane. Gene Ontology annotation, molecular function: nucleobase transmembrane transporter activity. The transcript has 17 exons. Lineage: Eukaryota; Fungi; Basidiomycota; Agaricomycetes; Agaricales; Physalacriaceae.